GUUUCGACCAUCAUAUCAUACACGCACAAUUCUGAUUUGGGCCUUGGUGGUACAUGAAUCCAUAUUUCCUGAUAAGACUUUAUUCAAUGGUGUGAUGUCAUGGAUGUAUUAAAUCCAGACAAAGAGCUUCAUGUAGAGAGUGCAGAGGAUGACAUUUUUGUCACAAGUGGUUUCCAGAGUGCUGCUGAAUAUCCUCCGACAGAGCUUGAGAGUAAUGCAAGCGAGAAUGAACUCUUACCUAUAAAUUCAGAUUUGCAGAAUCCACUCACAGAACUUGAGAGCGAUGCUGACCAUGAUGCCCUCCUACCCUGUCAUUCAGGUGUCAGAUAUUCUAUAGAUGCUGUUACAGAGCUUGAAAGUAAUGCAGAAGAUCUUGAUGUUGACGUUCCAAGGAAAAGUUGGGGCAAAAGGAGAAGACAAGUAAGAUUCCACUUGGACUCAUCAAGCUGUGAAGGAAGUGAUCUGAGUGAACCCACAGGGAAUAGAAAAAAAGUGAAAACCAACCAUCAAUCUUUCAUGCCUUUACUUGGAAGAAGAUGCUGUGUCAGAGACUGCCUGGCAAAUGUGACACGAGCAGAUGCAGAAUCUGCGCAAAAAGCCUUUCAGGAGAAAUCUUUGGGCGACCAGAGGACGUGGCUGAUGGAGUAUUUCCGGUCUCACUCUUCUUGCUCUGAGGACGGAACAGUAAAUUUCUCAUAUAACAUUGGGUUGGUCCAAGUUUGCGCUACCUCUUGGUACCAGGUCACUGGAAUUGUCAGAUCUAGGUUAUACUACUGGCAAAAACAAUUUAAAGACGGAGUCCUCUAUCCAUUGCCACCCAACUACAUCAAAAAAGGUCAGAAGAUGAGGAAAACGCUUAACGCAAAAAUGCAGCUGAAUACCGUUGCAAGCUCAUGCGGAGAUAGAAUGCCCGACCAAGAAUCCAUUCACCUUCAAACUAGUUUCACCAGGAAAGAAGUGUACAGAACAGUUACAGACAUAAAUGAUGAUGUCUGCUCUGAAUCUCAUUUCAAAUCAGUUUGGAGAAAAGAACAGCACCAAAUCAGAAUCCCUAAGAUCAACCGAUUUUCUAAGUGCGACUUAUGUACAGAGCUAAAGAUAAAGCUUGGGAGAACAAAUGACAAGGGUGUUAGAAAGAAUUUGAUGAUGCAACACCAGGAACAUGUUCAAAAACAGAGUAAUGAGAGACAAAAGUAUUACAAACACAUUCAAAAGGCGAAGUUGCAUCCUGAGAAAUAUAUGUCCAUUAUCAUUGAUGGGAUGGACCAACAUUGUACUGCGAUACCUCAACUUCACCCAACACCGAAAGCUCUGAGUCACACAGAUCAACUCCACACUCACAUAACUGGAGCUAUUGUGCAUGGUAGAGGCCAGCAUACCUACAUUGACUUCAAGGAAUAUCCACACGACAGCAAUCUUACAAUUCAUGUUUUACUGAAUGUCCUUAUACGUUAUGCUGACUCUCUUCCACCAACCUUGUACCUCCAGUUAGACAACACUGCUAGGGAGAACAAGAAUCGACAUGUCUUUGCAUUUUUGUCCUUGUUGGUUGAACUCAAAAUCUUCAAGAAGAUCAAGGUUGGAUUCCUUAUGGUUGGUCACACUCACGAAGAUAUUGAUCAACUUUUCUCACGCAUAUCAACUCAUCUAAAGAAAAAGAACAUCACUACUCUCCCCAAACUUCUCCAAGCCAUCCCAGCUUCUUUCCAACGAGCAGACUGCAUCACAACAUCAGAGCGCAUCAGUCAUAUCUUUGAUGUACGCCAAUGGCUUCUUCCUCACCAACAUACCAUGCAGUAUCACAGUAAACCACACAUUUUUAAGUUUACAAUGGACCAAGAAGAAAAGGCCACCCUGCAAACCAAAGACUGGUCAACCAACCCACACUGGAGAGAAACCACUGGCAGCUCUCACAUCCUGAAAUCGCAUCCAGAGGCGCAACCCAUACUUGUUGAGAAAUCAUUUGUAGAUAUUGCUAUCAGCCAUCUCCCUGUCAAACUACGACCCUAUCUGGAACCAGAAGAUACCGAAGCAUGGAAAUCUUUGUGUGAGCUACUCAUACUUGAAGAAGAUGACAGUGGAGAAGAUGAUGUGACAUUCAGAUGGCCAAUCUGUGAUCUGUUGUUGGCGGAGAAAUCGCAUACAGGAUACAUCAAAGAAGAAGUCUCUCCAAAUACAAGACAAGAUGAACCCUUCAGACAGGUUCACAUUGGACCCAAAGGCAAGAUGGAUCGAAGGGUAGAAGUACAAGAGGGAGACAUGGUAGCAACAUAUCUUCAAGAAUACUCUACCCAUUGGCCUCAAGUUGGAUGAGUAUGCAAAGUACAAUGUGAAACUAUAGAUGUUGAAUGGUACACAGGCACAAUGACAUCCAAGUGGAAGGAAGUCAAACUUGC
Lytechinus pictus (painted urchin) is the source of this 2396-nucleotide messenger RNA. RefSeq lists its product as uncharacterized. The coding region runs from base 100 to 2313 and encodes 737 amino acids. The record is from RefSeq and is a predicted model, not a curated record. Lineage: Eukaryota; Metazoa; Echinodermata; Echinoidea; Temnopleuroida; Toxopneustidae. The transcript has 13 exons.